AAUAGCCGCACGGUGGCAAAGUGUCGCUGGACGGUAAUGUGUCCGGAAAUUAUACCAGUUCUUCAAAAUUCGGUUUGACUUGGCUCUCAGUGGUCGCUGUGCCUCGUCGUGCAGCGUUAUACAGAAUUGUCUCGUUAUGGCUGAUAUGGGCCUAAGCCUGGACGAUAUAAUCAAAAAGUCGAAAUCGUCGUCGGGGAUGCGCGGCAGAGGAGGGAUACGCCGGGGCGUCAACAGAGGUGGAUCGCGGGCGAACGGCUCCGUACGGGGUCGCGGCUCGCACGCGACGAUCACCGACGCGCGGUUCAAGAUAAUACAGAAGAAUCGGGAGAAGCUGACCGACGCCAGGGACAAGCUCGCCGAGAUAGCGAAGCAGAGCGACGCGCGGCUCAAGUUGGACAAGAUACGCGCGUUGCACUACAAGAAGAUCGACGCCCAGCUGCCCCAGCUGUCGGGGAUCUCGCGGAAGACCGGCCGGAAUGGUAGACUCUCGUUGUCGACGAACAAGGUGACGUCGCUGAUGCAGCAUGUCCUACCGCCGAGUAUGCCGAACAAUUACAUGCCGCCUCCCACGAGAGCGGUCGGAUACAGACCGCCCCUCUCCGAGCCUCAUUACUUAGGGGACAUGAGUAUGGAUUAUACUGAUGAUUAUCUGACGGAGUCCCCUUCAUUGAGGAGGACCGUGAGUAACGAGUACGCGCCAACACCCCCACCUCCACCUCCUGUGUUCAGUAUUAAUCCGAUUUCUCCGUACACCUGGGUAAAGUCUAGGAACGCUAACGUAACUAGGAUUCCGGCACGAAAGUCCGAGCUGGAGAAGGAACGAGAGAGGCAAAGAGAUUACAAGCUUGCCGCGCGUUCUGCGAUGGUAAAAACUGUUUCACCUCCUUAUAAAGAAGACUGGAGUUUUGGCACAAAAUCAAGAACAAUUGUAGCAGAAGAAACUGCAGAUUCCAAGUACUACGAUUCCAGAAAUCUUCGAGAGGUAGGAGUCAAAUCGCGUCUCGAUUCCUCUGCGAAUAAGGCAAGAACGAUGGGCGUUCUGUCGCGGCCGAAGGCGAGCUCCAGCUCGUCGGCGCAGUCGAACGGCUAUCGAAUUGUAGUAUCCAACUUGCAAGCCAACGUCACGCAGGAAGAUAUCAAGGAAUUAUUCGAAGACGUCGGAGAACUGCUCGUGUCGAGACUAGUACGUCCAGGUACGGCGGAGGUAAUCUACAAAACACUGAAGGACGCGACUAAAGCAGUUGAAACUUAUCACAAUCGACAGUUAGACGGCCAUCCAAUGAAAUGUCUUCUUGUUAAUCCACGACCAAAAAAUAAUCCGACUGGGCCAGCCGUUCGAUCUCUUACAGAGUCGAGACGUAGUAUCAGCUCGAGUUAUGUACAACCAAGUUUAGGAGCGGUGCAUCGCGCAUUAUUCGACGAUUCUUAAUCGAAUCUUAAAACGUAUCCAUUUUGAUAUAAGAAAGGAUGAAGAAAAAAAAAAGAAAUGUCUUGUAUUUAUGUGUAACGGACAUUAUUGCAGAUUAUUCUUAAGAAAGCGAAUGGAGUAACGACAAGACGCAAAGUGCUCACCUCCUCCCAUAUGCGCGACUCCAAUUCUCAGCUGUAAUUGUAUUAAUAAACUUAUACCGGACUCAUUAUCCGUAGUUUACAUGGUCUGUACGGCCAUCAGUAACACUGAAACGCUCGUGAAUUAUUUUCAUGAAUUAUUUUUAGACGUCUCAUCCUCUUAUACUUCAUGCACUUUUUUUUAGUUGCAACUUCCUUAUUCUUACAUCUUACAUACUUCGAAUGUAAUAAGUUAUACAUGAGGGAAUCCCUGAAAUAUUGGAGGUCGCGGACCUUAUCCUUCGGUAUUGAAGAUAAUAGAAAAAGUUCAGGCGUUCUGGUGUUAAAAUAUAGAGAGAAACCUAUUUAAAAUACAAUAUGCGGAACCGCGAUUAAUAUCAGGUGCAAGAUGCUUGUACAUUUAAUAUGUCCGAAUAAAAUGGUACUCAUA
Molecule: messenger RNA, 1999 nt
Organism: Wasmannia auropunctata (little fire ant)
Lineage: Eukaryota; Metazoa; Arthropoda; Insecta; Hymenoptera; Formicidae
Exons: 7
Coding region: 137-1429 (430 amino acids)
Biological process (GO): mRNA export from nucleus
Cellular component (GO): nucleus
Molecular function (GO): mRNA binding
Source: RefSeq, a predicted model, not a curated record